AAAAAAUUGGUAGGUUACAAUAUUACAUAAUCACGUUUGUGAGGGGUUUGUAAUUAUGAAAAGUGAUUUUGCAAAUAUAAGUUUAACAACAAUUUCUAUGCUAUUUUUGACAAAUUCAUCCGUCCAACGUCCGUCUGUAACAAACUAGGUUCGUAGAAUGACAUCCUUGGUUUUAAGAAGAUCCUUCAAAAAUUUUGUGACUGAUUUCUCUCAAAGAUGGCUGAAAAUGCUGUCCAUAUAUCUUCCACGGAGCAUACAAAACCUACGAUAUUUGAACUAUGGGCCCAAGACUCGUUGAUGAGUACUCUGCAACCGUCUUUUAAAAUAAUAUGUGAUUUUUUAGGGGCAAAAAAUUUUAACAGAUACAGGUGGCUUUUGAAGUGGCACGACGAAGCAUUUUUAGCUCUAAAUUUAUUAUUACAGUUUCAUUACUUAAACAAAUAUAAUGCGUCAUUCUCAGAGGCAUUUUACAGCUUGAAGAGAAUACCUGUCAAAAAUGGGAAGAACACUUUGUCAAUGAAACUGAAACUUAAAUCACUGCUGAGUCUGACAGUCGUACCUUACAUACUAAGCAGGUUAAGAUCAUAUAUGGACAGAUUAAAACAAGAAGAAUCAACAGAAUCUGAAAAUGAUUUGUUAAAACAUAGUACACAAUCAGUUAUUAGGACACUGUUUGUUCUGGUAAAUGGUAUAAAUGUGUUCUAUUCUGUUAAAUACAUGAUUGGCAAGUCAAAAACCCACACUAUAUGCGAUGAACUCACAGAAAUUGAAAUCACACAUGAAGUUCAUAAAAGUACAGCAUGGAGUGACAUAUUAAGAGAGUUAAAAUCCAACCCAAGGAACAUUACAACGUUAAUUCCAGUUAUUUUCAAAUUGUCUUCACAGAUCCUAGAACUUAGCGCAUUCAUUAUACAAUUUCUCAACUGGUGGAAUACAAGUCAGAUAAACAUUAAUAUUAAUGCACUACCUGUACCUCCGCCACCUUCUUGCAAUAUUGCUUAUAAUAACAUGUGCCCUAUUUGUUCGAGGCCAAGAAAGACUGAAGUUGUGCUGCAACCAUCAGGUUUUGUGUUUUGUUACCCCUGUAUAGUUCAGUAUUUGGAUGAAGAAAAGAAAUGCCCUAUAACAAAUAUACCUGCUACAACCAAGGACUUGGUAAGACUGUACACAGAAUAAAUUUUGUUUAAUUUUUAAAUAUGUAAUUAAAAAUGUAACUAAAAUAAAGAAUGUUAUUUAUACAA
Messenger RNA from Cimex lectularius (bed bug), 1241 nucleotides. It is a transcript of the gene Pex12, whose product is annotated as putative peroxisome assembly protein 12. Gene Ontology annotation, biological process: protein import into peroxisome matrix; protein monoubiquitination. The coding region runs from base 217 to 1176 and encodes 319 amino acids. Gene Ontology annotation, cellular component: peroxisomal importomer complex; peroxisomal membrane. Gene Ontology annotation, molecular function: ubiquitin-protein transferase activity; protein binding; zinc ion binding. The record is from RefSeq and is a predicted model, not a curated record. The transcript has 2 exons. Lineage: Eukaryota; Metazoa; Arthropoda; Insecta; Hemiptera; Cimicidae.